CAAGGGUGUGACAGACAUUAUUAAAAACCCUAAAAAGCAAAAGCAAGCUUGACUCUGUAUUUCUCUCCAUCCGAUCUGACCAUCUGAUACUGUUUACUCUCGGAAAAGCUCUAAACCCCAUUUUCAACUUGUAAUUUUCGAAUAACAACUCUUGAUCUUCAUUAUAGUUGGUCUGAAGAGCUUCUCCGAGUGGCUGAUACAAUGAUGGGACGAGGAGGAGGAGGAGGAGGUGGGCGAGACCGGUUCCGGAGGGAGUAUCAGCCCCGAAUGGAGGAGAGGAACAUAGGUCAUUCUUCUGGGUCUGGUGGGCGUUAUGGGGGUGGUGGUAGUGGCAGAGGCGGAGGUUUCUUCAACAAGAGCAAUGCCCCGCCAUCGAGACACCUCUGGGUUGGGAACCUUGCUCAUGGUUUAAUGGAGGAUGAGUUGACCCACCAUUUCUUACGGUUUGGUGACCUCGAAAGUGUGGCUUUUCAACCAGGUCGUAGCUAUGCCUUCCUUAACUUUGUUAGGGAUGAAGACGCAAUCGACGCCAUUGAAGCUCUUCAAGGCUUUCCUCUUGCGGGCAACCCACUUAGGAUUGAGUUUGCUAAGGCGGAUAAGUCACCGGCACCAUUACAUGAUGAAGAUCGCUCUCAGUACCGAGAUGAGCAAUACUCUGGAGCAAGAGAAUCUCCUUAUUUACAGAAGGAGUUUAGAGCUCGUCAUGCUCGUUCUGACCAAAUUUAUGCUGACGAUUCUAGUAUGGAUGAUAAGAAUGCAGAACCUAGUCCUGUUUUAUGGGUAGGGUUUCCAGCUUCACUAAUGGUAGAUGAAACAAUUUUAAGGAGAGCAUUCUCACCAUUUGGUGAGAUUGAGAAAAUUACUGCAUUUCCAGGUCGUAGUUAUGCUUUUGUACGAUUCAGGAGUGUAAUAUCAGCUUGUGAAGCUAAAGAUACUCUUCAUGGUAAACUAUUCGGAAAUCCUCGUGUACAUAUUUGUUUUGCGAAGAGUGAAAGUGGCUCAAACAACGGAAGGAGUUCUUUAAAUAUGUCUCCAUCCCCACAAUUUAAGUCAAAUGGUCGCCAUGGAUCUUCUGAACAUUUUUGGCAGGAUAGGAAGUUUGGGAACUCAACUGGUGAUCCAUACACUAGAUCUCCUCAACAUUACUCUAAUUUGGAUUCUGGUGAUUUCGAUCCCUAUAGUUCAAGUAGAAAGGGUAAUUUAUGGAUGGGUGGAAAUAGUAUAGCCGAGCAGAGGAGAUUUGGGGAAGUAGGGCCUGAAUUUACACAGUCUCAAGAUAUGUACGAAUAUCAGAAUAGUCCAAGAGGUAAACGUGGCCAUUUACAUGAUUUCCAUCAGAGGUUUCAGCAGACAAGUACAUUAAAUGAAGAACCAUGGGACUUGCCAGAAGAUGUUCAUUAUUCUCAUGGAGCCAAGAAAUUAAAGACUGGAUAUUAUCCAUCAGAAAAAGAGCUUCCUGAAUAUCCUUUCUUGGACCAAGAACAUGAGAGACAUGUUUUCCCUGGUCAAUUCUCUGAUUCAUCCCAAGCUGAUCGCUCAAAUAGAAAAUUUGCUGCCGGACCUUUCAGUGAUAAGCAGAGCUAUGAUCGCACUUUGAAUGCUCCACCUCAGAGAGAAAGGAGUAAUCACUGGAAAGAAUCUUAUGACAGCCCCCAGCUAGGAUCUGGUUCUUUGCUAUUGAAUUCUGUUGAAGAGAAACGAUUGACCCCUGAAUCAGGUCUUCCUUCUCUUAAUGAGUGGAAAUGGGAGGGAACUAUUGCUAAGGGAGGAACACCUGUCUGUCGAGCUCGAUGCUUUCCUGUUGGAAAGGUCCUUGACAUUAUGUUGCCUGAAUUUUUAGAUUGCACUGCCAGGACUGGGUUAGACAUGCUUUCAAAGCAUUAUUAUCAAGCAGCAAAUGCCUGGGUUGUCUUUUUUGUCCCUGAGAGUGAUUCUGAUAUUGGAUUUUACAAUGAGUUUAUGCAUUAUUUGGAGGAGAAAGAACGUGCUGCAGUUGCCAAGUUAGAUGAGAAGACAACCUUGUUCCUUGUGCCCCCAUCAAAUUUCUCAGAGAAAGUACUGAAGGUACCUGGAAAACUUAGUAUCUCUGGUGUUAUCUUGAGGUUAGAACAUCCUGAUUCUAAUGCAGGUCCUUUUCACCGACAACACGAAAGAGAAGAUGGAAAUUUGUUGUCAUUUCCUGGGAAUGCAUCAUAUCCGAAACCAUCAACACCUUCUCAUUCUAAUAAUUCACAGAAAUAUUUUCCCGGAAAUGUGAAACCUGCUGUUUCUAGUUCAUCCCGUGUUGGUAGUAGAUCGGACAAUUUUCCUGAAAACAGGCACGAAUUUCCACAUCAUGGAGAUCCUAGGCAGAACUGGCCUUCUUCCCAUAUGCAGAACUCAUUUUCUGGCACUAAAACUGUAUCAUCUCAAGCGCUUGUUGGUGCUGCUGAUGAAAUAAUUCAGCGACAACCACCAGUCAGGACAAGAGCGACGCAAGAAACAAAUUCCAGUUACUCAACAAGCGGAGCUUCAGGUUUUCCGGUAUCUGAAAAUAACAGACCAUCUCUACAGGAUAUUGCUGGUCUGCAACCAGAGCAACUUGUACAGUUAGCAUCAUCUCUUCUUGGGCAGAAGCAGUUAGGGAGUCUACCAAACACAUUAACUGAAAACGAUUCAAGGCAGGAUAGCUCAAGAUCCCAGAAUCAUGGUUUACAUAAUAAUCAGAUGAAUUCUAUGUUGUCAACAUCUCAGCAUGGUCAAUUUCAACAGAUGCAGCAAGUACCAAAUGUAUCAUCAGCUGUGCCUCACUUGGUUCAGAGGGAUAAUAGGCCUCAGGAAAAUCAACACCAGCAGAGUAGUAGUAGUACACAGGAAGCAGACUCGGAUCCGCAAAAACGCUUACAAGCAACUUUACAACUUGCAGCCACUCUUCUUCAGCAAAUCCAAGGGAAAGGAAGUUAGAAAGUUUGAUGGACAUGCUGCUACCAUAGUAUAUACUCACAACUGCAGUGAAACUAUAAAUAUUUGGCAAUAUAUUUAAAUUAGCCACUCCAAUCUAGUCAUACCUUCUAUAGUUCGUAACUUUUAUUUUUAUUAUAGUAGUUGCUUAUACUGGAUUUUUGUGACUGCUGGCUGCUUAAUUGCAAACACCUAAAUUAUGACUUGCCCUUUUUUUUUUUGUCUCAAUCUUUCAUUAUGAUAAAUAAAUUCACAAUGCCUAGACAUUGCUAUGGCUCUAAUGGCUGAUUAGAGCAAUACCUUCAAUUCAAUUGUAAUGCUUUCAAAUUAGUGUAUAAUUUUUAAUUUAUUAUUUUAUUUCA
Molecule: messenger RNA, 3302 nt
Organism: Cannabis sativa
Lineage: Eukaryota; Viridiplantae; Streptophyta; Magnoliopsida; Rosales; Cannabaceae
Product: flowering time control protein FPA
Exons: 4
Coding region: 202-2943 (913 amino acids)
Molecular function (GO): RNA binding
Source: RefSeq, a predicted model, not a curated record